Oreochromis niloticus (Nile tilapia) is the source of this 3106-nucleotide messenger RNA. RefSeq names its product butyrophilin subfamily 2 member A2. The record is from RefSeq and is a predicted model, not a curated record. Lineage: Eukaryota; Metazoa; Chordata; Actinopteri; Cichliformes; Cichlidae. Gene Ontology annotation, molecular function: signaling receptor binding. The coding region runs from base 396 to 1649 and encodes 417 amino acids. The transcript is spliced from 7 exons. Gene Ontology annotation, cellular component: external side of plasma membrane. Gene Ontology annotation, biological process: regulation of cytokine production; T cell receptor signaling pathway.
GAGGAUGAUUACUUUCGAAACAUUUAACUGGUUUUAUUAAUAACUGUGUAAUGAUGAUGUAUCAUCGUCUUUUCGUGAUUGCCGGUCUGUUGUCAGCUUAUAUAGAAAUGUCAGUGCAUAUCAAAAGUUUAUGAGGAAAUCGAUGAGAAAUGCAUUCGAGUGACUAAGCCUCCAAUGUACUUUCAUCACAGAAAACUACAGCUGCAAUUCAUGCAGGUGGAUCCUCUGCUCAGGAUCAGCCAGUGCAGGUUCUUGCCUUUGCUGGUGGAGAUGUUAUUCUACCGUGCAGUUUUAAUAUCUCUGACAAGGAAGACUUUCCGACUGUUGAGUGGUCCAAGGAAGGCUUGAAGCCAGAUGUUGUCUUCUUGUACCGGGAUGGUUGUGAGGCCUACGAGAUGAAGAAUCCAGCCUUCGAGUACAGGACAAGCCUCAUCAUGAAAGAGCUCAAAGAUGGAAACAUCUCAUUACGGAUCUCCAAUGUGCAGGUUUCUGAUACUGGAAAGUACAAAUGCCUCAUAUUCCAGAAAAAUGCCAUCAGGAAGGUUACAAAAGUAGAGCUGGUUGUGGUGGCUGUUUCUGAGCCAAAGCUUUCGGUGAUUUCAGUGGAGGGCGGUGACAUAGCUCUGCAUUGCGAAGCAAACUGCUGGCUGCCAGAGCCUCAGAUAACAUUUCUUGAUGACAAAGGAAAAAAGAUCUCUGAGGAAAAUCCAAAAAGAGAACAAGAUGCCUGUGGAUGUUUCACUGUGACACGAAGAGCCACUCUGCAAAGAGCUACCAGCAGUGUCACCUGCAGAGUUCAUCAACCAGAGUUUAACCAGACAAGGGAAACAACGAUCCUCAUACCAGCUUGCUGUAUGAAAUCUGAUCUUCAAAUUGUUGCCAUCACCAUUGGAGGAACAGCUGGGUUUCUCUUAGCUGCAGCUGGACUGAUUGCUCUUUUGUUUAAGCCAUGUGGCAAAUUUGCUAUUGUAAAGCAGCCAGUGACUAGGAAGUCAUGGGAUCGAAGUAUAACAUGUGAAAGUGACUUCCUACUAACAACUGACAACUUGGUAAAUUGCCACACCGGGCAGAUGAGUGAGUUUCUUAUGGACGAUGAGACCAUAAAAAUACAGAACAACAAAGUUACUCACUACGACAGGACAACAAUUGUUCGACGCCAUUCCACAACCACAGGAGAUGGAGAUGUUCCAAAACCCUCACAAUUAUUCUUAAAUCAUAGCCCUGACAUUAACAACGUCACCAGUGUGUACAAUCCAAACCCAUCUUCAGCUUCAACCAGCAUUAACAUUACAAAAUCUGGCAACUUACCCAAAAGCAGGGGUUCGAAAAUUGUUAUCAAAAGACAAGACAGCUUUCCAGGACCUGGUCACAUAUCUCAAAGAAACCACCGUAUGUACAGCAGUCCAAAUAUUUUACAACUACAUUCACCAACAUCCAACCCUUCUUCUGCUCUCAGUAGCCACCAGAUGAUCAACUCCAGUGUCUCACCCCAUCGAAACACCCGCCUUCCUCAGCGUAGACACUCCUCAGUACUUCCACAUUUAGCAGAAUUUAAUAAGCAUCACAACCUCCUGAGAAAUUUACCUGAAGGAGAUGAACAGAAAAGUUUAUUAAGAUAUGAAAACAAAAGGAAACGCAAAUUGUACUAGAAUAAUUGCACAGCAAGGUAAUGCUCACUUGGUUCAAAUGAUUGAAACUCGUUAACUGAGCAAUAGGAGCUGAAAUUUAACACCAGUGACUGAAGCGUGGAGUAGGAGCUUGACAGUCAGCUGCAGUGUCUGCAGUGACGUAAGUGUUGCACUGGCUGUUGUGGUGCCUCAGUGUUGUUGGAAAAGGGGGGAUCUUGGCAUCACUGCUUAGAUUGUUACCUCUAGAUAAGAGUUCAAAUAAGUAGUAGAAAAAAUGGAAUUUAAAAGAACUGAGCCAGCCCAGUGGGGUAUUUCCAGAAAACUGAGCUAGUCCUACAGAAUCAGAAUCAGAAUACUUUAUUAAUCACUAAGGAGAGUAUGUAAGAGAUACAGGUCUUUGAAUUUUAUUUUAUUUUUUGCAUUACCAUUUGCAAAAUCACACAGACCAUGAUGCUUUACCAUGAUUUGGGGGAAAAAACAAAAUGUUCUGUGCUGAAAUUAGCAUGGAUAUAGUAGAUCUUUUACAAGAACCUAAAUCAAGUUAGCUCACUGGCUUCUUUUUUUUUUUUUUAAAUUAUUAUUGAAUUAUUGUAUAUAGCAUUAUGUAUUCAUGAUGCUCAUACAUUAACCUUUUUGUUCUUUAAUUAAAAAUAUUUCCAGGUUUUUGCAUGAAAGUUUCUUUAAUUGAAACUUUACAUUUGCUAAACUUGGACAGUGAGCUCCGUUUCAGUGGCUCAUGUAAAAAUGUUUGUGUCAUCUAUCAUCUGUAAUCCCAAAUGAUAUCAUUUUUGUUUGGUGAUGUUUUUGCACAAGGGCAUGCAUUCAUUUAACUUAAAGUAGUUUACAAAUCUCUCAGCACAAUGUCCCAACAAAGUCCUGUGUUCUAAUAUGAUUUUCUCAAAUAUGUUUAUAACUCUAAACUAUAUAUAUAUAUGUAUGUGUGUAUGUGUAUAGUAUUAUAUUAUACUGGGAUUUACUGCAUUUGCAAGAAUGUGUAAAAGUAUACAAAAGCUUAUGAUGUCAACAGAACAACUGAAACUUAUUGUCUUUUAUUGUUUUGUUUGGGGUGUUAGGUUUUUAAGUUAUAUUUACAUAUCAUUAAUUAGUCUAGAUUUUUUUUAACUUUAUUAUGACUCUGAAAAUACAGCAUACCAUGGGUUUUUUGUUUUUGUUUUUUCUUUACACAUUAAUUUAAUGAUAUUACUAUAAUUCUACCUGCUUAGAGUUUAAAGCUUAAAGAUUUUGAAUAGUUAUAGGAUAUCUGUCAUAUUCAGAUGACAUCUAUUCAGUGGGUGUUAUUAGCAAUAAUUAGCCAUAGAUAUGGGCCAGUAGGGUCCCUCUACUCCUGUAUAUGUAAAAACAAAAACAUUAUUUUUAAAAUGUUAUUUAGAUUUUGCUAUUGAUUCAAAUCUUGCAAUUUGUUUUUGUGAUAGGUAAUGGUUUUUCUUUUAAAAUGUUUCUGUGUGUGUUUGCAAUAA